Molecule: messenger RNA, 5874 nt
Organism: Crotalus tigris (Tiger rattlesnake)
Lineage: Eukaryota; Metazoa; Chordata; Lepidosauria; Squamata; Viperidae
Product: zinc finger protein 91-like
Exons: 8
Coding region: 309-5000 (1563 amino acids)
Biological process (GO): regulation of transcription by RNA polymerase II
Molecular function (GO): DNA-binding transcription factor activity, RNA polymerase II-specific; RNA polymerase II cis-regulatory region sequence-specific DNA binding
Source: RefSeq, a predicted model, not a curated record
CCUAAUUAAAAAAAAGUUCAGGUUUAAAAUCAACAUGUUCUCCUAAUGUCUGUUCUAGCCAAGUAUAUAUCCUUUUCCAAUAAUUUUUACUUUUUCACAGAAUUAUCAGAAAAAGAUUCAUACAUCUAUUCAAUUUCUGUCAGCUGUUUUUAAGAAUUUCUGUGAAGAGCAUCUCAUUAUUUACACCUGCCUGGCUGAGGAAUUCUGGGAGUUGAAGUCCACAAGUCAUAAAAGGGACAAGUUUGAAGACCCCUGGUUUAAAUGAAGGAUUCUUCUGAGAAGCCCAGGCUCCUUCCAAAUAAUUACAAAUGAACAGAAGGACAUUGAUGGAUAUCCCCCAAAUGUUUCCCUUUUGGGAUGGAGGAGAAAAAGCAGCUGGGCCUCCAACUCAGAUCUCUAUGUCUUUUGAAGAGGUGGCUGUGUACUUCACAGAAGAGGAAUGGACACUGCUGGAUUCUAGCCAAAAAUCUUUGUACAAGGAAGUCAUGCUGGAGAUUUCCAGGAAUGUGGCCACUCUCGGUUAUGAUCAAGAGAAUGAGCAUGACAAGGAGUCAUGGGAAGUGCCAUUGCAAACAAUCAAGCAGGAGGUGGAAGAACUGAUUAUUGAAAAGCAAGGGAAACAAAGAAAGCAAGACAGAAUCUACUCAAAGGAUGGAAAGGAGAAAUUUCCUCCUCUGUGUGUUGAACUCCCUAACUUCCCUAUCCAGGCAGAUCUGAAAAGAAAGGAGAAAUACCCAGAAUGUGACAAAAGAGAUGACAAUAAAUUUGAUUUCAAUGAAUAUUGCAAAACCCAGACUAAAUGGAAACCAUAUAAAUAUAGACAGCAUGAGGAAAGUAUCGAUCUUCCCUUCCCUCAUAAUUUACCUGCAAAAUUCUGUAGGAAAAAUAAGCCACCUAUGUUUUUAAAAUCUGGAAAGAAUUUUAGGCUGAACCACAAUUAUCAGAGUUGCUCUGAAGAAUUUCACCUAAAGCAGAAACCACAUAAGUGCUCUGAGUGUGGGAAGAGCUUUAGUAACAGCAGUGUCCUUACUUUCCAUCUAAGGACCCAUAUGGAGGAAAAACCAUAUAAGUGUGUGAAACGUAAUAAGACUUUCCGUGGAAACAGUAUUCUUAUUUUUCAUAUUGGUGAGAAACGUUAUCAACGCAUGGAGUGUAAAAAAAGAUUAAUUGAGAACAAAGACCUUACUCAUCAUAAAAGGACCCAUAUAGGGGAGAAAUUAUAUAAAUGCAUGGAGUGUGGAAAAUGCUUCAGUAAAAGUAGACACCUUACUUGCCAUCAAAGGAUCCACACAGGAGACAAACCAUAUCAAUGCACUGAGUGUGGAAAGAGCUUCUGUAUGAGUAGAGAUCUUACAAUACAUAAAAGAAUCCACACCAAUGAGAAGCUGUAUAAAUGCUCUGAGGGCGGAAAGAGCUUCAGCAGUAACAACACACUCAUUUUUCAUCAAAGGACCCGCACAUUUCAGAAACGAUACGAAUGCAGAGUUUGUGGAAAGAGAUUUCAUAACAACAGUAUUCUAACUCGCCAUCAAAUGAUCCAUACAGGGGAGAAACCAUAUAAAUGCUUUGAGUGUGGAAAGAGCUUCAGGUUGAACAGUGAUCUUACAAUACAUAAGAGGAUCCACACAGGUGAGAAACCGUAUAAAUGCAUGGAGUGCGGAAAGUGCUUCAGUAAAAGUACGCACCUUACUUGCCAUCAAAGGAUCCACACGGGGGAGAAACCAUAUAAAUGCCUGGAGUGUGGGAAGACCUUUAGUCAAAAAGGUACCCUUAUUGCCCAUCAAAGGAUUCAUACAGGAGAGAAACCGUAUAAAUGCCUGGAGUGUGGAAACAGCUUUAGUCAGAGUGGUGCCUUAACUGCCCACCAAAGGAUCCACACCAGAGAAAAAUCAUUUCGACACAUGGAUUAUGGAAAAAACAUCAGCACAAGCAUUCAGCUUACUUGUGAUCAAAGGAUCCACAUAGGAGAGAAACGAUCUAAACAUUUGGAGGCUGGAAAGGACAGUAUCCUUAUGUCUCACCAAAUAUUCCACGUUGUACAGAAACCGUAUAAAUGUUUGGAAUGUGGAAAAAAUUUCAGCCUACACAGCAUUUUUAUAAAACAUAAAAGAAUCCACACAGGAGAGAAACCGUAUAAAUGUGCGGAGUGUGGAAAGAGGUUCUGUGAGAGCAGCAGCCUCAUGACGCAUGAAAGAAUCCAUACAGGAGAGAAACCAUAUAAAUGUACCGAGUGUGGAAAGAGCUUCAGUAGAAAUACUAUUCUUAGUCGACAUCAAAGGAUCCACACAGGGGAAAAGCCUUAUAAAUGCACAAUGUGUGGGAAAAGCUUCAGUUUUAACAGCGAUUUUACAGUCCAUAAGAGAAUCCAUACAGGGGAGAAGCCGUUUACAUGCGCAGAAUGCGGAAAGAGCUUUAAUACAAGCCCUCAACUUACUUGCCAUCGAAGGGUUCACACUGGAGAAAAACCGUAUAAAUGCUUGGAAUGUGGAAAGACCUUUCGUCAGAACAGCGCCCUUACUUUCCACCAAAGGAUCCACACUGGAGAGAAACCGUAUGAAUGUAUGGAGUGCGGAAAGGGCUUUCGUCAAAACAGUGCUCUUACAUCCCAUCAAAGGAUCCACAUCAGAGAGAAAAUAUAUAAAUGCAUGGAGUGUGGAAAGACCUUCAGUCACAACAAUACUUUUAUAAAACAUAAAAGAACUCAUAUGGGAGAAAAACCCUAUAAAUGUGUGGAGUGUGGAAAGAGGUUUUGUGAGAGCAGUAGCCUCAUGACUCAUAAAAGAACCCAUACUGGAGAGAAACCCUAUCACUGCACUGAGUGUGGAAAGAGCUUCAGUAGAAACAGUAAUCUUUCUUGCCAUCAAAAGAUUCAUAAAGGGGAGAAACCAUAUAAAUGUAUGGAAUGUGGAAAGAGCUUCAUUUUGAACCAUGAUUUUACCAUACAUAAAAGGAUCCACACAGGGGAGAAGCCAUAUAAAUGUAUGGAAUGUGGAAAGAGCUUCAGUAGCAGCAGCGCCAUUACCUAUCAUCGAAGGAGCCACACCGGGGAGAAACCAUACAAGUGCGCAGAGUGUGGGAAAAGCUUUAGUAGCAGCAGUGCGUUUACUUACCAUGAAAGAAUCCACACAGGGGAGAAGCCGUAUGAAUGUAUCGAGUGUGGAAAGAGCUUUGGUAGUAGCAGCGCCAUUACCUACCAUCGAAGGAUACACACUGGAGAGAAGCCCUAUGAAUGUAUGCAGUGUGGAAGGAGUUUCAGUAGCAGCAGUGCCCUUACUAACCAUCGAAGGAUCCACACAGGGGAGAAACCAUAUGAAUGCACAGAAUGUGGGAAAAGCUUCAGCAGUAACAGUGCUCUUACUAACCAUCUAAGAAUCCACACAGGGAAGAAACCAUACAAGUGCAAGGAGUGUGGAGAAAGCUUUAGAUGGAGCAAUUUCCCAACUAAUCUUUAUCAUCAUCAGAGGAUCCACAAAGGAAAGAAGCCAUAUAAAUGCUUAGAGUGUGGAAAGACUUUUACUCAGAAAGGCCAUCUUAUUUGUCAUGAAAGGAUCCACACAGGUGAUAGACCUUAUAAAUGCACAGAAUGUGGAAAAGCCUUCAGUACAAACUGUAAUCUGAGUCGCCAUCAGCGGAUCCACACAAGUGAAAAACCAUAUAGUUGCAAGGAGUGUGGAAAAACAUUCACAGAGAUUGGUGAUACUAUUUCCCAUCAAAGGAUCCAUACAGGAGACAAACCAUAUAAAUGCCUAGAGUGUGGAAAGAGUUUUAUUGUCAACAGAGAUCUUACUCAACAUCAAAGAUUCCACAGAGUGGAUAAGCCAUAUAAAUGCUUGGAAUGUGGAAAGAGCUUCACUCAGAAAGGGAAACUUAAUUCUCAUAAAAGGAUCCACACAGGAGAGAGACCAUAUAAAUGCAUGGAAUGUGGAAAGAGCUUUAUUGACAAAUGGCCCCUUAUUGUCCACCAAAGGAUUCAUACAGGGGAAAGACCAUAUAAAUGCAUGGAGUGCAGAAAAAGCUUUCGUCGGAACUCAGAACUUAUUCAUCAUAGGAGGAUCCACACUGGGGAGAAACCAUUUAAAUGCAAGGAGUGCGAAAAGAGCUUUGCUCGGAAAGGAUGUCUAACUAGUCAUGAAAGGAUCCACACAGGGGAGAGACCAUAUAAAUGCACCGAAUGUGGAAAGGGCUUCAUUACAAGGCGAAAUUUGACUCACCAUCAGAGGAUCCACACUAUUGAAAAACCAUAUAGUUGCAAGGAGUGUGGAAAAAGAUUCACUGAGAGUGGUGAUAUUAUUUCCCAUCAAAGGACUCACACUGGGGACAGACCAUAUAAAUGUCUGGAAUGCGGAAAGAGCUUUUUUUACAACAGAAACCUUAAAUCUCAUAAAAGGAUUCACACAGGAGAGAAACCAUAUAAAUGCAUGAAGUGUGGAAAGAGCUUUAUUGACAACUCACAACUUAUUCAUCAUAAGAUGAUCCACACUGGGGAGAGACCAUAUAAAUGCAUGGAGUGUGGAAAAAGCUUUGUUUGGAAAGGACAUCUUACUUCUCAUAGAAGGAUUCACACAGGAGAGAAACCAUAUAAAUGCAAAGAGUGUGGAAAGAGUUUUGCUCAGAAAGGAUGUCUUACUCGACACCAGAGGAUUCACACAGGGGAGAAACCAUAUAAAUGCACAGAAUGUGGAAAGAGCUUUGCUUGGCCAGGACAUCUUUAUUCUCAUAAAAAGACCCAUUCAGUGGAGAGACCAUAUAAAUGCUUGGAGUGUGGAAAAAGCUUUAACUGGAAAAGAGAUCUUAUUCAUCAUAAAAGGAUCCACACUGGGGAGAGACCAUACAAGUGCAUGGAGUGUGGAAAGCAAUUUACUCAAAGAAGUGCUCUUAUUAAUCAUGAAAGAAUCCAUACAGGGGAGAGACCAUAUAAAUGCACAGAGUGUGGAAAAAGCUUUACUCAAAGUGGGCCACUUAAUUCUCAUAAAAGGAUCCACCUGAAGGAGACACCAUGAAUGCAUGUAGUGUGGAGAAAGCUUUAACAAUCAAGACAUUUACUCAUGAAAGGAUCCAUGCUGGGGAAAAUCCAUAUAAUGCAUGGAGUGUGGAUAUAGUUUUACUGGAAAAGAACAUCUUACUCAUCAUGAAAGGAUCCAUGCAGGGAGGAAAUGGACAAAGUGGAAAAGGCUCCAGUAGAAAUUUAUCUGACUCACCAUUAGUCGAUCCACACGGAGAAAUCAUGUAAAUGCAGGGAAUGUGGACAGAGCUAUUCUCGUGAAGGACACCAUAAUUCUCAUAAAAAGUGCACACAGAAGAAACCAUAUAAAUCCAUGGAAGGAGCAUCAGAAUAAUCUUGGUCUCAAAUAUUUGAAUUCAUUAAGAGCAGCCAGGUCUUCCCUUGCCUACUUUGACUUGCACUUUUCUUCUCCCCACCCCCAUGAUGUGGAAAAAAAGAUGCAAAAUAUGAAAAGCUAUUCAGUUUCCUCCUUAUUGCCUAUCAUCAUCUCACUAUCUUUUGCAAAGGGAGGACUGAGGGCUUCCUUACUUCCCUCUUAAUUUACUAAAAAAACCUUCUAUAUAAAACAAUUCACGUUUAUCUAAUUUAGAAAGUAUUUUAAUCUGUAGAGUUAUGUUAAUUCCCACAAAAUACUGCUCAUAUUCUUUUUUGUCCUCUUAAGAUUUAACUAAACAAAUCUUGGCUUUUUCCUUUGUUAUCUUUUGACCAGGAUAAGGAGAAGUAAGAUCAGCCCCAGAAAGACAACAUCUUUUUGAGCAGUUUCCACCCAAUUAUUCCUCACCACUUGAGCUUCCCAACAUAUUUUGAGGAAGAAAUUCCUUAUGCUCUUACUGUCUUGGAACCUUACUAAUAAAACUCUUUAUAACCUGUAA